ACUAUUUUUUCUACAAAAUUAGUCAAACUUAGAGUAGUUUGACUUUGACCAAAGUCAAAAUGUCUUAUAACCUGAAACGGAGGGAUUACUAUAUAUGUUUCUACUUCUCUAUAUAUGCCUCAGUUCCCUACUAUAAAUGAAAUCAGAACUGACCAGUGAUCACAUAUACUACAGUUGGCCCUCAUCAUGGCUCUCCUCAUUUAUGUAGUGCUCCUGUUCUCCCUAUGCAUCUCAGCAAAUGCUGCCAUGACGGACACCAUCUCAAUGGGCAACGCAUUGGGUAGAAAGGACAAGCUCGUCUCGAAAAAUGGCAGGGCCAAGCUUGGAUGGGACAAGGUUACCGGCCUAAACCGUCGUAUUAUCUCAUGGAAGAACUCAAAGGACCUAGCUGCUGGUGUAUAUUGUAAAGAGUUAGACCCUAGUGGUGUUGAUCAGUCCUUGCUUACACCAUUGAAUUCCUUCACACCGUAUUGGUCUAGUGGCCCAUGGAAUGGGGAUUACUUUGCUGCGGUCCCAGAGAUGGCAAGCCAUACUGUUUUUAAUUCAACAUUUGUUCACAAUGACCAAGAGAGGUACUUUACAUAUACUUUGGUAGAUGAAAGGACUGUUAGUCGUCAUAUAGUGGACGUUGGAGGUCAAGCCAAGACGUUCCUUUGGUAUGAGGAUUUGCAAGAUUGGGUAAUGAACUAUGCCCAACCUAAAUCUCAAUGUGAUGUCUAUGCAGUUUGUGGGCCUUACACAAUUUGCAUCGACAACGAGCUUCCAAAUUGCAAUUGUAUAAAGGGCUUCACAAUAACAUCACAUGAGGAUUGGGAACUAGAAGAUCGAACGGGUGGAUGCUCAAGAAAUACUCCGAUAGACUGCACUAACAAUAAAAACACAACUCAUUCUUCAGAUAAGUUCUAUUCUAUGACAUGCGUUAAACUGCCCCAAAACGAACAGAACAUAGAAAAUGUUAAAAGUUCAAGUGAGUGUGACCAGGUUUGCUUGAAUAAUUGCUCUUGCACUGCUUAUUCCUUCAGCAAUGGUGGAUGCUCUAUUUGGCACAACGAAUUACUUAACAUAAGAAAAAGUCAAUGUAGUGACAGUAGCAAUACAGAUGGAGAAGCCCUUCACAUACGUCUUGCCGCAGAAGAAUUGUAUAGUAAAAAAGCCAAUAAAAGAGUAAUGGUUAUUGGAGUGGUUAUUUCUGCAAGUUUUGCUUUAUUAGGUUUGCUACCACUGAUCCUGUUAUUGCUGAGACGGAGGAGUAAAACAAAGUUCUUUGGUGACACUUUGAAAGAUUCUCAGUUUUGCAAUGGGAUUAUUGCAUUUGGAUACAUUAAUUUGCAACGCGCAACUAAAAAUUUCUCAGAGAAGCUCGGGGGAGGUAACUUUGGUUUUGUAUUCAAGGGGUCUCUAAGUGAUUCCACAACUAUAGCAGUGAAAAGGCUUGACCAUGCAUGCCAAGGAGAGAAGCAAUUUAGGUCCGAAGUGAGCUCAAUUGGAAUCAUCCAACACAUCAAUCUAGUUAAACUAAUCGGUUUCUGUUGUGAGGCUGGCACGAGGUUGCUUGUUUAUGAGCACAUGCCAAAUCGUUCUCUUGAUCUCCAAUUAUUUCAGAGCAAAACUACAAUAACUUGGAACAUUAGGUACCAAAUAGCCAUUGGAAUUGCUAGAGGACUAGCCUAUUUACAUGAAAACUGCCAAGAUUGUAUCAUACAUUGUGAUAUUAAACUAGAAAACAUCCUUCUCGAUGCUUCAUUCAUUCCAAAAAUUGCAGAUUUUGGGAUGGCAAAGCUUUUGGGAAGGGAUUUUAGCCGAGUUUUGACUAUGGUGAGAGGCACCGCAGGUUACCUUGCACCUAAAUGGAUUAGUGGUGUUCCUAUUACACUAAAAGUUGAUGUUUACAGCUAUGGGAUGGUCUUGCUAGAAAUAAUAUCAGGAAGGAGGAACUCACGUACCUCAUGUUCUUGUGGCGGUGAUCAUGAUGUUUAUUUUCCGGUGCUUGUAGCCCGUAAGCUUCUUGAUGGAGAUAUGGGUGGUUUGGUUGAUUAUAGAUUAGAUGGUGAGAUCGACAUAAAGGAGGCUGAAAUAGCUUGCAAGGUAGCGUGUUGGUGCAUUCAAGACAAUGAGUUUAAUCGACCAACAAUGGGAGGUGUGGUUCAGAUUCUCGAGGGUCUAGUUGAAAUCAACAUGCCCCCAAUGCCAAGGCUCCUUGAAGCAAUUGCUGCUGGAAGCUCAAAUCUGACAUGUUCCUUAGCUUCUUUUGUAUGAAAUAUUUCAGCUCAAGAAUCCCUUUAAAUACGUAUAGUUCCUUUUGAUACAAAUAUAUGUAUUGAGUGACAGACAUAUUGUUUGCAACUAUUAUAUUGUUCUAGGACUACAAGGGGAUUUGGAAUUCCUACCAUCUUCCUUGUCUCUCUCUCUCUCUCUCAAUUGAGUUGUUUAUCACCUACUUUUGAUAUAUUCUACCAUUUUGCUAUCCAUUAUUUAGUAGAAAUUUGGGUGGGCAGAUCUAACAAACAUCUGAUCAGGAUCUGCUCCAUGAUUCAUGCAAUAGUGAGAUCAAUGGCAAGGUCAUUACGUUGCGCCCUUGUGGCCACGUUUGAACCCUAGUCUUAAUUCUAAAUCUCAUCGUUUUGCGGUUUUGCUAAUGAUGCUAGGAAGUAAUAAUAUAUUCCUUCUCCUUGCACCUUUUUAUAUUAAAUUUCUCCAUAGUGUCGUAAGAAUAAGGGAAGCACCAUUGGCGUAGUGAUAUAGUCAUGGAUGCAUGACUUCGGACCCCAUUAGGAUUCAAAUCCUAGUGCCCACAAAUAUAGUUGUGUGCAUCAUUAAUUGGUGCAGAGGCUGAAAGUUAUACUUUAUUUUUCUAAAGAAAUUCCAAGAAUGAGUGACAAUAUCAUUCGAAAAGAGUUGCAUUUGUUUUCUCUACAAUUGGGGGAUGGUACAAUACCAGAUAUCAUAGGCACAAAUGAACAAUUUAUGAUGACUCCAAGAUACUCUUUUUAAAAGAGGUCAUGAACAAUAUCCACUAACAGCAAGAAGUGUGGGAUGAGAGGUUAAGAAUGUCUGAUGAGGAUAUAGUUGGAUUUUAACUAUAACUUUUUGUAUGGAAGAGCUUUUAAGGAGCCCAGUUGGCUUUCCUAUAGGUUUUUAUAGGAAGAUGUGGGCACACAUAAAGGAGGUAGUGAAGGAGAUGCUAGAUGAGCUUUAUGAAGGAGAGCUAGAGGUGAAAAGACUUAACUAUGGAAUUAUAGGAAUUAUAUCUUUAAUCUGCAUGAUAAAAUAUGUGUGAUUGAACAAUACGGACCAUUUGUUUGCUAGAUAUUGUCCUUAAGAUAUGAUGAAAGAAAAGUGUAUAAAUGGAACACUGUAGAUUUCUGACAGAUGUAUGGGCUGAUAAAAUAUCCCCAAGAGUAAAUAGUCCGAACUUAUAUAGAAUCCAGCUUGGACACAAUGUAAGGAGCUUUUUAAUGAUGGCGAUUGGUGAGUGGAAGUUAGAGUUUAGGAGGAACCCAAGUGAGGCUGACAAAAAUGAUUUGAUAGAGUUGCUAGAUGUAAGGCAUGAUGGGGAGAGUGUAAGGUGAUAUGGACAACUCUGGGGAAUAAAAAAGAUCUAUACAAUUAACAAUGAUCCCUGCACAGGCAGAUUACCUUAGGAGGUGUAAUUGGCUCUGAAAUGAAUCUGAUUUGGUUGAGUAGAAUUCCCAUGAAGAUUAAACAAUUCUUUGUACCUAACAAUAAUGGGCAGAAUCCCUUGUGCGGCUCAACUGGUUAAAAAUAAACUGAAAGGGAGGGACAUAAUUAAGCUUCUAAACUUUAUCAUAAACCUGAAACUGUUAAUCAUAUCAUCUUUUAAUAUCGUUUAGCUGUUUUUUUUCCUUAUUAGAGAUUUUUUUGUUCGAAUUGCGUGUUUUGUAAAAUGCAGAAAUUUUAGAGUUUGGUGUAAUUAAAAUUUUGAAGGCUUUGCUUGGUUUGAAGGGGAUUGAGGGGGAAUUCUUAAGAAGAAGAAGAAGAGGGAGGAGGAGGAGUUAGAGGAUGCAAUGUAAGUUUUAUACCCUGCAAAUAAUUUAAAAUCAAACUCAAUUGCAUUUGCAGAUUUAAAACAUAUAUACUU
Messenger RNA from Oryza sativa Japonica Group (Japanese rice), 4099 nucleotides. Its product is annotated as G-type lectin S-receptor-like serine/threonine-protein kinase At2g19130. Gene Ontology annotation, biological process: recognition of pollen; protein phosphorylation. Lineage: Eukaryota; Viridiplantae; Streptophyta; Magnoliopsida; Poales; Poaceae. Gene Ontology annotation, molecular function: protein kinase activity; ATP binding. The record is from RefSeq and is a predicted model, not a curated record.